CAACCGCUGGUCCCAACGGCCGGCGGGCGGUGGCUUCCGCGCGUCCCCGCCUCCGCUUCUCCUGCGGAUCUCUGCGUCCUAGGUCUGGCCGUCCUAUGUUUGGCCGCCUCCCGGUUUCUCCGUGUUUCUGUCGCCCUCUUUAUUCACUUUUCGAGGUUUGUGUCUGUGUCCGCAGUGUCUCUUUCCUGCCUCCGUUUCCCUAGCCUUGCUCAUUCUAUGCUUUGGUGUCCGAGAUCUGAGGGCCUGCCCCCGCGCCCAGCUCUGCCCGAGAAAGACGGAGGAGCCGGGGUUCUGCGCAGUGGGAACCCCUGAGGCCACUGAUGGAAGCCAGAUUACCUGGACAUCGGACCAUGAACCCCUGUCCUGUGUGGGAGCAGAAGACUGGCCGAGUAUACCUAUUCUUCAUCUGUGUGUGGGGCCAUGUCACCGAGCGUCAACAGAUUAUGUCAGGCAGGAAUGCUGCCCGCCUUUGCUUCAUUUGUAGUAAGGACUCAGGCUAUUCAUGGAGCGACGUGAGGGACCUGACUGAGGAGGUCAUUGGCGCAGAGGUGAAACACUGGGCCACAUUUGCUGUGGGCCCGGGUCAUGGCAUCCAGCUGCAGUCGGGGAGGCUGGUCAUCCCUGCGUAUGUCUACUACAUCCCUUACCGGUUCCUUUGCUUCCGGUUACCAUGUAAAGCCAGGCCUCAUUCCCUGAUGAUCUACAGUGAUGACCUAGGAGCCACAUGGCACCAUGGCAGGCUCAUUAAGCCCAUGGUGACAGGGGAGUGCGAAGUGGCAGAGGUGACUGGGAGGGCCGGCCACCCUGUGCUGUACUGCAGUGCUCGGACACCAAAUAGGAGCCGUGCAGAGGCUCUCAGCACUGACCAUGGUGAAUGCUUUCAGAGGCUGGCCCUGAGCCAACAGCUCUGUGAACCCCCACAUGGCUGCCAAGGCAGCGUUGUGAGUUUCCGGCCCUUGGAGAACACACAUGGGUGCCAGGACCCUGCUAGGAAAGAUGAACCUACCAUUCAGCAGAGUCCUCUGCUGGACAGCUCACAGGGGCUAGAGCAGGAAGCUGGAACAGGGUCAGAAUCAUGGCUCUUGUACUCACACCCAACCAAUAGGAAGCGGAGGCUCAACCUAGGCAUUUACCUCAACCGGACCCCCUUGGAGGCUGCCUGCUGGUCCCACCCCUGGAUCUUGCACUGCGGGCCUUCUGGCUACUCUGAUUUGGCCGCUCUGGAGGAGGGCUUCUUUGGAUGUUUGUUUGAGUGUGGGUCCAAGCGGGAGUGUGAGCAGAUUGCAUUCCGCCUGUUUACAGACCGAGAGGUCCUGAGCUACGUGCAAGGGCACUGCCCCAGCCCUGGUAGCAACUCUGAGCCAAUUCAAAACUAACUGCCUUAGGAUACAAAUUUCCACAGGAGGGAAACCAUAGAAAGCAACCACAGCCAGGAUCACGGAGGCCAGGAUAACAGAGGUUACUAAAGUCUGCAGGAAUCCCAAGGCUUCCUACUUUUUUGUACCCCUCCAAAGAGCAAAAUGAAAAUUUUGCCAUAGUUAUUGCAGUGGCAAUAACACUGAACUGUGUGGGUUGGGAGACCAUGAUGUGAUCCUGGGCCGGCCACUGGCUUGCUUUGGGACCUUGGACAUGUGGCCUGAACUCUGGACCUCGGGUCUGCAUCUGUAAAAUGAGAGGAUUGGUUCUGUGAUUUCUCUUCUUCCCACCCCAGGGAAAGGCACAGUGCCAGCAUGCUCCGUGGUCAGCAAGUCCUGGCUGCAUCUAGGACUCAAAAUGGAGGUCAGAGGAUUCAUCUUGUCAAAUGACUCACUGCUCGUCCAAGUGUGAGGUGACAAGCAGGUGUCAUGGCAUGAAGAAAGAUCUGGAUGGUUUGUUCAAUUUUUAAUAACAGAAAACACCCACACCCUUCUAAUCAUGCUCAGAGCUCCACAGGCCCUCUGUCCUAGAGGAAUUGGACAAGACAGCAGAAUCAUGAGGUCACCUACCUUCUCCAGCUCUGCAACUCUGCUCAGCCUUCCCUUCCUCAGCCAGAAAGCAUGAUUUCCUAGGGAGAAAAAGAGAAGCUCGACGCUGGUGGGCCUCAUUGUUUCUUAUGGCUUUACUCCUAUGAAAGAUGCACCUGAAAUGCAUUUAUUAGGAUGCCUCCUGAUAGGAAAAGGACAUGGGUUAGGACUUUAAAGUGUUGGACAAAACCUCCCACGGCCUCUGCUCUCAAGGAGCUUACAGUUUAUGAGGCCAGAAGAGGGAGAAAAUUCAAGGAAAUAAAUGCAGCUGGUGGGAUAGCGUGUAGACAUUGGCUGUAAGUUGGUGUGACAGUCGCUCCUGACGUCACCGUCUUAGUUGCAUCUUCAUUGUGCCUGGAGUCAUGUGACCCAGGACUUGCCCAGGCUGCUGGGUUUUCCCCAGGUUUGUUUUUCUCAGGUUGUUGUUCUGGCCCAGCCACUCCCUUCAUCAUGAGGAAGGCCUCUGGAAUCCCAGACCUCUGCCUCGGGUCUGUCUAUUUGGACCUACUGAUACCGCUGUUUGUGAAGUGGGGAUGCCUCUGUCUAAUAGAUUUGGGGCUGAGUGUCGCCAAUGCUGGGUGAUACCAGAUGACACCAGAUUGGGUGUUUUAUUUUAGACGGUUCCCCCCCGAAGCCUGUGCUUGUGAGAGAAAUUCUGUCAUGAGGGAUUUCUUAUCCCUAUUUUAGGAGGAUAAUGCCAUAAACUGGUACCAGCUAAAUAUAUAUGGUUAUUAGGUAAUGCCCCCAGAGAAUAAGUCGUAGUGGUGGAGUAUAGCCUAGGAGGCUAACGGGUGCAGUUGUCCUAGCCAGAUGACAGAAGAGACCUGUAGGAGGACAGUAGAGAUUAACUUCACCUAGGUCAGCGUAUGGCUUACGCCCAUGUCAUAGGGUAGCUUUAAAAAAAUCCCCUUAGCCUCUCAGACAUUUUUCAGUUAUCUUCCCAGGACUCAGAUGUGAUCAUUCAUUCACUCAUUCCUACAUUUAUCCAGGUAUUCUUGAGUGUCUUGCAUCAUGGAAGGAGCAUUCUGUUGCCUUUCAUGGUUGAAAACUUGGGCUCUUCAUUGCCCACUGAAGGGUACUUGCAUUUAGCCUGGCACGUAGGACCUUCAGUUGUUGGGUGAAAUAGUGAUUACUUAUUUGUACUUCUUUAUAUGAAGCCCACUGUCAAAAAAGACCUCUGUCAAGUUGGACAGUGGAGGAAGGUGGGGGUUUCAGGGUGGACACAGGGAGGAGCUGGGAAAGGGGAGAGGAUUACGAAGCCAGCCCCUGCCUGAAUAGUAGAAACUUCUUGUUCGGGAAAGCUUUCCUGAGCAUCAUACUCCACAUAGAUAGGACUAAGGAGGAUGACUACAUUCUACAAUCAGGGCUAAGGGGCGGAGAGAAUGAGAACAUCAAGACUUCUUUGGGGCCAUCCAAGAAGGGAGUCCGGUAAGGGACCUCAGUCCCAUGCUAGUGUGGACCACAGAUGACCAGCACCAGGACUCCUCAGAUCUGUCUGUCUCUGAAUUGCCCUCCCUUUUCUUCACUUUCGCCUCAUGUUUGCUUCUGCAUAGUGACUAGCACUGAAACUCUUAUUAGGCAAAGGGCCUGUGUGCACAUUAAAGGGAUAGCAAGAAAAGAGGGUUGGGGACAGACGUAAUCCAGAAUGAGGACUGGAGAGAGGAACAGUGGGUGGCGGCAGCUGUGAAGAAAAAGAACAGUAGAUAGGAAUCCUGGCAGAGAAUGAGCAUGAAUACAAAGCCUAGGAUGGAACGACGGUAUAAGUGAUGGUUGCUGUGUGGAAAUAACAGCAGGCUGGAGCUGCUCUCUGAACUGUACGGGAACAGAAAGGCCUGCACAGGGCAACAGGUUAGGCUGCAGAGAAGUUCCUACCCAACCCCAUAACUUGAAGCUGGCUCAACUUGGCCAUGUUCCAGGCGAUCCACAAAAACAGCUGCAGGCACUCCAACUCUGUGCCCAAAAUCUUCAGGGCCCUGGGGCCUAUCCUGGUAUCCUAACCGAGCCCAUUUCAGCCACUCUCAGGUUGGUAGAAUGGAAAAGAUAGGGCAGGUGAUGGCAGCUGUGAAGAAAAGAGGAAAGCAAACCGAAGGCCUGUAGUCCAGAGAUGUGAAGAGAGGACUGCAUAAGGCUGUGGUCCUCUGCUCACAGAUGCCCCACCCUGUUCUGGGGCCCUUACAGUGGAUCCACGCAGCAGGCUGCCCACCACUGGAAGUGCGGGGUACACAGACCAGCCUCCCACGGCCCCCCAGCCUGCUGUCCUGCUCAUGCUCCCUAACUCCUGGGUCCUUACUCCAAGGUUCCUGAUGUUUACCUCAGUCCUUUGCCAUUUGGCCCUUGUUAUUUGGAUCUUUUUCCUGGUCUCCAGUCCUCAGAUAUCCACAGGAUAUCAUGCAACUGUGGCCAUCGGGAACAGACAUUGCACCUUGUCUGUUGGGCAGCCCAAGAGACCCACAGAGGCCCCCUGAGGCUGCACAGCCUCCUCCCUGGGACGGUGGGAUUCAGUACUCCCACUUGGGCCAGUUAAGGCUGCCCAUUCUUCUCAAGUAGGCCGUGAAUUUUCCCUACUACAAUAUUCCAUGGCUGGCGUGGCAUCCUUCUCUGUGCUGCUGGAGUGCAGUUUGAGCCUCCCUGCGGUCCUGAUCACAGGCGGCCCUGUGUUAUUGUCUGUGCUGUGCCCUCUAGGCCUCCGCUAGACUGUGAACUCCUUGAGGGCCAAACCUGUCUGAUUCCUCACUGUCCUUUUCACCUUGAAUCACAGUGACUUAUUUAUAAACAUGUGCUUUUUCUGUCAUAUUCUGAAUUCCCUGAAGAGAAGGACUCUGUGUGAGUCCUCUCUUUGUCCUCUGCACCCAGCACAGGGCCUGGCACAGAAUAGACAGCAGUCAAGUUAUGCUGAAUUAAUAAAGGUUUUAAAGACCCUUGGCCUCCUGGAGCUAAUUGGGAAGCUAGAGGGAGUUUCCCCCCAGGGAGGAGUGUGUUGCAUCCCUCUGUGGCUUCAGAGCCCUCGUAACCUGGUGGACACGCACCCUAAUGAGCCUUCUCUGUGCCGACCUGCUUCCAAGGACAGUCACAGCAUUUCCUGGGAAUAGCUUUUCUCUGGCUUGAGCUUGGUCCUGCCUGAUGUCCCAAGGAUCACAGUCCAAGCCCAAAGCCAAGCCUUGAUUUGGGGUUCUCAUUUCACUGGUAUUCCCCUUGGGUCUUUGGUUGGCUUUUCUGUAACUGCCACUCCUCUGGGACUCAGAGGGAGUUGCUGGGCUCAGCAUGUUCCGAGUGUGUCUUGGCUCUGUGAUCCCAGGUGCCAGAAAUGCUCUCUGUACUGUUAAAACAACCAUGACUCUUUGAAACAAGAAAGAUGAAUAAAAAGCAGAAUUCUGGU
This is a messenger RNA of Hipposideros armiger (great roundleaf bat), 5379 nucleotides long. It is a transcript of the gene NEU3, whose product is annotated as neuraminidase 3. The record is from RefSeq and is a predicted model, not a curated record. Bases 321 to 1376 code for a protein of 351 amino acids. Lineage: Eukaryota; Metazoa; Chordata; Mammalia; Chiroptera; Hipposideridae. Gene Ontology annotation, cellular component: intracellular membrane-bounded organelle; cytoplasm; membrane. The transcript has 2 exons. Gene Ontology annotation, biological process: ganglioside catabolic process; oligosaccharide catabolic process. Gene Ontology annotation, molecular function: exo-alpha-sialidase activity.